Molecule: messenger RNA, 1733 nt
Organism: Trachymyrmex cornetzi
Lineage: Eukaryota; Metazoa; Arthropoda; Insecta; Hymenoptera; Formicidae
Product: IQ and ubiquitin-like domain-containing protein
Exons: 6
Coding region: 25-1716 (563 amino acids)
Biological process (GO): flagellated sperm motility; cilium assembly
Cellular component (GO): acrosomal vesicle; motile cilium
Source: RefSeq, a predicted model, not a curated record
UUUAGUAACCACUAUUUCUUGAAGAUGACCUUGUCGGUUAGAAUUGAAAAACAAAGGAUUUUCAAGCCUUAUUUGGGUGGGUGGCAACAUAAAAUUACCGGAGUAAAAUAUGUAAAUGCGGCUUCUCAAACCGGACCUUUGUCAAAGCGAGGUCUACGGAAGAAUACAUGCUGCAGAGCGGUACAAUGUGUACAAACGAACGACGGAGCAACACAAUCACUGCGUCAUCGUGCGACACAAAUGUGGCGAGAUGACUAUUAUGUACCUAAUGAAGCGGAUAAAUACAUGACUGUAAAAUUUUAUGAGAGCUAUGUUGAUAUGCAGCUUAAUUUAGAUCGGCACGCAUGUGUAAUUCAAAGAAAUUACCGAGCAUAUAAAUGGAGGAAAUACAUCAAAGAAUGUGCAUAUACUUAUCGCGAAAUGCUUGAGAAAUGUAAGAAAUAUGAAGAAGAGAAAGCCAUUGCAAACAAAUUACGAUAUAAACAGAAUAUUCUUCGUCAAAUAUAUCCGCGAUCGAGAGCGGACUUUGACAUGCUUUAUGGUCUGGUCGAAAGAUGGAGAUUUGAUCGUUUAAAGGACAUAAAAUUGCGACUGUGCAAGGCAGGUCAGCGUGCUGAGAAUUACAGGAUUGUAGAAAAGACGGUAGAAAUGCUCAACCAAAUCGAUAAACAUAAACAAGCAAUCAAGAGAUCGUACCAGAAACAAAGGGCUGUCAGAUUUUUAACAGUGAAUUGCAAGCCUAUACGAUGGAGCGGUUACAAGGGCAAACUCGUAGAGAUGAUCACUAUAAAAAUUCAAAAUGCUCGAAAAUUAAAAAAAAUUUAUGAUGCACUGAACAAUUGCGACGUUAGCUCAGAAGAACGAAUGAAAUUAUUGAUAUCUCUGAAGAAGUGGGUUGAAACACACAAUUGUGUCGAGGCAUUGGAUUUAUUAUCAUUAUUGGAUCAAGAGAUUACGUUGUUAAAUCGUAAAAUUGAAGGUUUAUCGUUCGAUUAUUUAAAGGAAAGAAUAACACAUACUUAUUUGAAUUUUGUAAGAAUGUAUGGUAUUUGCGGUUGUGAAUGUAUUACUACUGAAUCUAAAGAUAACGAAUUGCGAGAGCCUUUAGAAACAGAAACCAAAUUUUGUCGGAAUUGUUUAAAGCUUCUUCCCAUUCGUAGAUUUUUAGCACAUACUAGAAUGAAAAAGCUAACAAUUUGCAGCAGCUGCAUUUCCCUAAGUCGACGUAAUAUUGCGCAUGUGGAUUACGAUCCUUACAGGUUUAUAUUAAAUUGCGUGCGUGCUGAAGAAAAACAUCGAGGCAGUACUUCUGCUUUAGCAUUUAUAAUGCAAGAGCAGGAUAUUUAUCACUUAAUUAACCAUAUUUGGCAAGGUCAAUCGGCCCUUAGUAAGACUAAAGAUCUUUUUAUUCUAAGAAUGGUCAGAUAUCAAAAGGAUAUCGAAUGGGCGCCUUGGAAUUGUAUUCUUCUGACAAAGGACGAAGCCGACUUACAUUAUAACAUUAACGAUCUCGCUACGAUAUAUUCGGAGCAUUUAAUAAGCCAAAUUGACUUGAGACAUCUGACUGCAAAGAAUUAUUUUAAACGAUUAAUGAUUUUUGAAAAAGAAUUCCGGGAGUCUUGUCGCUUUUCAAAGAUUCAAAGUGAAGAGAUAAAGUACAAACCACCCGUAACCAUAGAGAAUUACGAUCCAUCUAAAAAAUACAAGUUAGGAUAAAAAAAUAUUUUCUGAGA